Messenger RNA from Penicillium antarcticum, 1683 nucleotides. RefSeq names its product dolichyl-P-Man:Man(7)GlcNAc(2)-PP-dolichol alpha-1,6-mannosyltransferase. Gene Ontology annotation, biological process: protein N-linked glycosylation. The transcript is spliced from 3 exons. The record is from RefSeq and is a predicted model, not a curated record. Gene Ontology annotation, molecular function: alpha-1,6-mannosyltransferase activity. Gene Ontology annotation, cellular component: endoplasmic reticulum membrane. NCBI's taxonomy places the organism in Eukaryota, Fungi, Ascomycota, Eurotiomycetes, Eurotiales, Aspergillaceae. Bases 1 to 1683 code for a protein of 560 amino acids.
AUGAGAUAUGCGUUGGCACUCCUCGUUCCACUGGGCUUGAUUGUCCUGCACCUCCUCGCUGCGCCCUAUACCAAGGUUGAGGAGUCGUUCCAUGUCCAGGCCGUGCAUGACAUCCUAGCUCAUGGUCUCCCAUGGGGAUUCAAUGAUCCAAACCUCAAUCGCACAAACUAUGAUCACUUUGCAUUUCCAGGCGCUGUACCUAGGAGUGCAGUGGGCGCCGCGUUUCUCGCCCUACUCUCCAAGCCAGUGAUCUUACUCAACGAUGCGAUCAAUCAACAGCUAUUAGCUCGAGGGAUCCUAGGUCUCCUCAACGCCACCGCCAUAGCAUACUAUGCAACCGGCCUCCGCCACACCUUUGGAAAGACAGUCGCAAUCUGGUACAUCCUCCUCCAAACCAGCCAAUUCCACCUAAUAUACUACGCCUCACGGCCACUGUCCAACAUGUUCGCCUUCCCCCUAACAACAGCAGCACUACGCCUACUCCUCCCAUCACCCAAAUCCACCACCACCAACAAAAAUAUAGGCAAAGCCCUAGCCCUCCUCACCUUCUCGGGGGUAAUCUUCCGCUCAGAACUAGCGCUGCUGGUCGCAACACAAACCCUCUUCGCCCUAACAACCCACAAAAUCACCCUGAAAACAACAAUCACCUCCGGCCUAAUAGGCGCUCUAUCAGCCUUGUCCCUAACACUCCUCCUAGACGGCUCCUUCUGGCAACGCUUCCCACUCUGGCCAGAACUCGAGGCUUUCCUAUUCAACGUGCUAGAUGGCAAAUCCUCUGAUUGGGGCACAGAGCCUUGGUCUUGGUAUUUCACAAACGCGCUCCCGCGCUUGCUUCUCAAUCCGCUUGUCUACAUACUCGCUAUACCAGUUGCGUUGCGACAACCUGCGACUCGGUUGUCUGCAUUUAGACUGCUUGUCCCUGAGCUUGUGUUUGUUGCGUUGUAUAGCUUCAUGCCGCAUAAGGAAUGGCGGUUUAUUGUUUACAUUAUUCCGUCUCUGACAGCUGCUGCGGCGCUUGGGGCGGGAUAUCUAUGGACGCAUCGGAGACGGUCGUUCUUUAUGUGCUGGGCUUCGAGGUUGUUGGCCCUUUCGGUUGUGUUGACUGCUUGUUUGUCGAGUUCUGUCUUGCUUCCUGCUUCCGCGGUUAAUUACCCUGGGGGGAGGGCGCUUGAUGCUUUGCAUUCUUAUCAUGCUAGAUCUGGAUUGGGGAUGGAAGGAGUGAAUGUCUAUCUGGGGAAUUUGGCUUGUCAGACUGGUGUUACUCGUUUUGUUCAAUUGCCUGAUGGAUCGGGGUGGAUUUAUGAUAAAACUGAGGAUGAGAUUGUUAAGUCUACUGGUGAGUUCUGGGAUCGGUUUGAUUAUGUUCUUGUUGAGGCUUCUGGUGAGAGUGGGUAUAUGGAUAGUGAUGAGAUGAGAUUAAGAGAGGCUUUGCCUUCUUCUUUGUGGGAGAUUGUUUAUGUUGCGGAUUCGUUUGCCGGUAUCUCUAUACUGAGACCUGGGAUCCCUGCUACGGGUACAACUGAGAAGCGGAUUCUGAGCAUUGUGGGUGGAUCUGGGGCUGUGAAUGUCUUUGAGAGUGUGCGUGAACGUGUGAGAGGGACUUUGUUACGUGGGUGGUGGGUUGAAGUUAAGAUGAAGCCGAGGGUUCAGGUGUUGAGGAGGGUUAGGGCGAUUAAAAGUUGA